Molecule: messenger RNA, 3558 nt
Organism: Exophiala xenobiotica
Lineage: Eukaryota; Fungi; Ascomycota; Eurotiomycetes; Chaetothyriales; Herpotrichiellaceae
Exons: 1
Coding region: 1-3558 (1185 amino acids)
Molecular function (GO): NAD+ poly-ADP-ribosyltransferase activity
Source: RefSeq, a predicted model, not a curated record
AUGGGCCGAAGACAGUUUCUCAGACACCUGGCGGAAGUCAGUCUCCCCACAUUUGCCAAUAUCGAAGGCGUCCACACUCCGGAAGAAGGUGUUGUCAGUUUUAUUUACUGUUGUCCGGACCAAUCUUCCACUCCCAACGUGAACAUCCAAGCCUGCGCCACUAGCCUCGACGACUACCCUGACGACAACUCAUUUAUGCUCUUCACCGAUGAUGAUCGUGUUGACGCUGUCAUUCCUCAAACACUACAAACCAUAGGAGCUCAAACUCAUGGCAAAUCCCUCUCUGAGGUGCUUUCAGAGGUCUCGCAACGACUCACGGCCGCCCUCGCGGAUGGUAAUGAUGAUGUGGAUGAGCAUGACACUACAAUGGAGGACACUGAUGACGGCGAUUUUGAUUUCGAAUACGACUCAGAUGAUGCUGGCUUUGGGCUGGCAGAUUUACAGCCCGUGAAGAGCACCGUGGCCGCUGGCUCGUCGAAUGCGAGAAAACUGUCGAACCACACAUCCGUCAGUAUUGAAAAGAUAAGAGCCGAUGUCAGAGCACUCAAAGAGGCAGGCUAUCGUGUGGGCAUUUUCGGCAACUUGGCGACUUCAGGGAUUCUAUGCGUCUCCAUCCGUGUGUCGAGGCUCGGUCUCUCAGAGGAGGCGAUGCAAGCAUGGAGUCUGCGACGUAAACAAUACUUGAUCUUCCUCAUAAGAUAUGUGGGAGGCUACUGCGAAGCCAGCAAGAUCACACAACUAAGCGACGUCAACGGCAGAAUGGAGUUGCAUGUUGCCCUCUGCGAACACUACAAGCCUCCUUUACGCGACGUCAACGCAGUAUUUCAAGCCAAUAUCCUGCAGAAAGAUCCCGAUACUUCAGACGUCUCUGGGCUUUUGGAGCCCCUCUUCAUGGGCAAGCCACUGAAUCAGUUCCUGGCAGAGCGGUUCAUAAACAUCAUAAAAGCCCGACAUAUCUACAGACUCAGCUGGCUGGGCGCCGAGAAGAUGGUUGAGGCAAGACAAAUGUUUACCAGCGACACCACCGUCGAUAAUCUGAAGGCCUACCAAUGCGACGACAAAGCACAGAAGACUGCACAACUACCAUCGGUAGUGAUGGCGGACCAUAUGGCCCAAGUGUCAUUGGAGAGAGCUUCAUUACCACUGAUUGCUAUGCAAUUUGUCCUCAGACACUUUGUGCGUUGCACCGAGUUCUGCUUGGUAUGUCAUUGCCGCGUAGACGACUCUUUCGAGGCUCUGAAACCGUACGUCUGCUCAAAGCCACUGUGCUUAUACCAGUACAUGACGCUUGGAUUUGGACCAAGCUUGGAAUGGGACAUCUGCUCGCAACCAUACGUUGUGGAUUUGUUGGUCAGUUUUUGCAAUGUCGCAGCGAGCACAGGUCGAGUGAAAGACCUCCCGGUGGGUUUGAACCUAACAGUCCCCGUUCUGCCACAUUACACUGUCCCGUUUCCCCAGUAUGCCUCCCGUGCAAUUACGACACCGAACCCGCCAUCCGGAAGGGCUGAUACUCCGCCAGCUACCUCUGAUAGCACAUUUGGAUGCACAUGGCACGCCGACGUGCACCGACUUGAGAAUGUGGACGACGACUUCUCUCCCCUGCAGCGAUUGAGACCUGGAGAGUGGGUAGUCACCAUUUCCACAGAGAAUCGUGUCGCUGCACAUCAUCGAGUAAAGAAGGUAUUGCCCAGUUCAAUUGAGCUGGAUGAACCAGUCUUUGUUGCCUUCACGGCGCAAAAUCAGGGCCAGCAACAGCCGACGACCUCAGCGACAUCGAGCGCGUUCAAGAAAGGGAUGAAGGCCAACUGUUACGUUUAUAACAAGAGUUUUGACGAUCUAACAGCAACACAACAGCAACAUGCCAUUGUUACGUUGUUGAGCGCCCUCCCGAGCAUCGGAGAAAUGUGCAAGUAUUUGAAGUCUCAAGGUCGGGGUCGUGAUGGCAACCUGAAGUCAUGGCAGAGAAUAUCUGAGUCGUCACUCAAUUUGCUGCGUUGGGUGGUCGCCUCCAAUCGAUCGUGUAUUCUCCAGGUCGAUCAGCUAGAGGACGACCCAUACAAGAAUGGCACUAAAGCCGAAGAUCGUGUUGGAGGAAUGGAAGGAUACAUGCAAUUCCGCUUCGCGCAAGGCGCGCCCGACAAGGAAAAGAGAUUCAACGACGCAGUCCAAGCCGGAAAUGCAGCGACAGGAACAAAAUAUCCCACACUCUUUGCAUGGCACGGCAGCCGACUAGCAAACUGGCAUUCCAUCGUUCGACAAGGCCUUCGUUUUGACGAGGUAGUCAACGGCCGAGCUUUUGGCAAUGGAGUCUAUCUGUCGCCACAUGCUUCGACCAGUCUCGGCUACUCUCACGCAGAGCAUGUCUCACAAACAAUGGGCAACACCUCGCACGAUUGGAAACCUUCGAUGCUAAAAAUCUCCAGCGCAUUCUCGCUCAAUGAAGUCGUCAACAAUCCUGGCGCGUUUGUUUCGAGUUCGCCACAUUACGUCGUUUCCCAGAUUGACUGGAUUCAGACGCGCUAUUUGUUCGUCAGGGUAUCUAGCGCCUUCAAGUUCACAGAGUGGAAUUGUAGAGAGUUUUAUACCCAAGAUCCUGCGAGGCAGAUUCGUAGCGAAUCUGGAAAGUCUGUUACUAUUCCGCUCGCCGCUAUCUCCAAGACUCGCAGACCAGGCAACACUGUCCAAAUGGCAAGAACAGGGUCCGGAAAGAGGACCAAGAGCGUUGUGGAGAUUGAUCAAGCGACUGCUGACCGUCAAGCAGACGAUGCUGAAAGUGUGGUGUCUGACGCCGCAGAUUUGGCUUUCUUGACACAGGACAUGGUUGAUGACUGUGGGACAGCUCUUCGAGAGAAGGCAGGUAUAUCUUCUCCCGGCCAAGUAUCUCCAAGCCAGGGUCUCAAACGACGUGCGGACAUGCUUGCUGAGACCGAAUUUGUCCCUGGAGCCCUCGACGUGGGUAACAUCAAGUUCCUGGAGCCGCCGAAAGACGCAACGAGUGCCUCUACUCAAGCGCUGAUGCGCGCUCUACGGGAGGCCUUGUCUGUGCAAGACAAAACUCCACUGGCGGCUCUGGGCUGGUAUAUCGACAAGAACUUGAUCAACAACAUGUAUCAGUGGAUCGUGGAACUGCACAGCUUCCCAGCGAAGUUACCUCUUGCCACCGACAUGAAGGCUGCCGACAUCACGUCGAUUGUGUUGGAGAUGCGGUUUUCGAAUCAGUUCCCAUUUAGCCCGCCCUUCAUUCGCGUAAUCAAGCCAAGAUUCCUGCCAUUUGCGCAAGGCGGCGGAGGAAACGUCACAGAAGGGGGAGCAAUGUGUAUGGAAGCGCUAACCAACAAUGGCUGGACGGCUGCUCAAAACAUUGAAAGUCUCCUGCUUCAGGUGCGCAUGUCCAUCUGCGACGAAGAACGACCUGCUAGACUUGCAUCUUCCCGGUCCCAUGGCCGACGAGAACACGACACUUACGGUAUCGGCGAAGCUGUUGCAGCCUACAUCCGUGCCUGUCAAAACCAUGGCUGGACAGUGCCGUCGGGUUUCGACAAAUUUCAGAGAGAAUGA